UGUUGUUGGAGGCGGCAAAAAAAAAACAAAAGUUGUUUAUCGCAAAAAAACAUUAAUUUCUUGGGCAGAAUUUAGGGAAAUCGAUUGGAUAGCAAGUAUUGCAGCUCUUAGUAAUGGCCGUCAACAUGUACGGCCCGAUGCCCAACCAUCCACCGACCAAUCCGAACCCGAUGGACUUGAUCGCCAUCAAGGAUAUCUAUCCGGGUUUGAAGAACAUCAACGUUAUCUUCAUCAUCCUGGAAAUCGGCCCCGUAACACUGACGAAGGAAAACCGAGAAGUGCGCACCUUCAAGGUAGCGGACCAGAGUGCUGCGAUAAACGUGUCGAUUUGGGACGAACCCGGAAAACAGCUAUCACCGGGGGACAUUGUGCGGCUGACGAAAGGAUACGCCGCUAUUUGGCGACAGUGUUUAACGCUGUACUCGGGGAAGAACGGCGAAAUAGUUCGGUUGGGAGAUUUUUGCUACAACUUUAACGAGAUGCUUAACAUGAGCGAACCGAACCCAAAUCUCAAUCCCUCGAUGCCACAACCGAUCCUCAACAAUGGAACCGGCACCGGUCCCAACGGUGGCGGUGCUAACAACAAUGGCACGGGAAAGUCGAUCGGAUCGGCCGCCAAACCUAUGCCCAACAGUGGAUCCUUGCAUCCCGGCGGACCUGGAGGUGGUGGUGGUGGGCAGCCACAACCGAAACCACACUCUGCCACCACUCGCUAUUCCGUUGCGGCCGCAGCGGCAGCGGCAUCCACCACACCCCCCGCGCCUAGCAUAAUGAAACCAUCACAAAAGAAUUCCCCGCGUGCGGGACGGAACAACCAGGGAAAAGGCGGCGCCGUGAAGAACGAUCGGAGAUAACAGUUAGCUAAUCAGCAGGUGGAUGAGCUGCCGGUUGGCGAUGGAUUUAGUCUGAAGUGCAUCGAAUAGUGUGAUGGCGCAGGGUUUGUGAGAGUCCUCUUGGCCAACGGUCGAUGUACGGUACAUUCGAGGGAAAAUAGAAGAGGAAAUCUGCGGACAUUCCUUCUGGGAAGAGACCAUCAUUGAUACGACAACGACACGAUAAAGAACCGGAACAAGCCGGAAGACGACCGGUAGCGGAAAUGGGCUGGAAAUACGGAAAAUAUCUCGAUAUCAACCGGGACUAGCUCAGUUGGGGUGGGAAGAGGUCAGUGGUUGUAGAACUAACGGAUAAAUAAAAUAUAGAUAUUUGCCUUCGAAGGGAA
This is a messenger RNA of Anopheles aquasalis, 1219 nucleotides long. Its product is annotated as SOSS complex subunit B homolog. Gene Ontology annotation, biological process: mitotic G2/M transition checkpoint; response to ionizing radiation; double-strand break repair via homologous recombination. Gene Ontology annotation, molecular function: DNA binding. The record is from RefSeq and is a predicted model, not a curated record. Gene Ontology annotation, cellular component: SOSS complex. Lineage: Eukaryota; Metazoa; Arthropoda; Insecta; Diptera; Culicidae.